AGGAGAAGAGGGGCUGUCAAUAUCCGGUGUGAAUAUCACAAAGAGAAACAGCAAGAAGGAGCGGUAGUAAGAACAAGAUGUGUGAUUUCGCCGAAGAUCAGAUUGCCGAAUUCAAAGAGGCAUUCCACCUCUAUGACCGGAUUGGUGAAGGUAAAAUUGGCUACAGCCAGUUUGGUGAUCUCUUGCGUGCUCUUGGCCAGAAUCCAUGUAAUGCUGAAGUCUUAAAAGUCCUUGGGAACCCAAAGCCUGAAGACAUGAAUGUGAAAACGCUGGAUUUUGAGCAGUUCCUUCCUAAGCUUCAGGACAUUGCAAGAAACAAGGAACCAGGAACAUUUGAAGACUUUGUUGAGGGUCUGCGUGUUUUUGAUAAAGAAGGCAAUGGCACAGUCAUGGGUGCUGAGCUACGUCAUGUAUUGGUUACUCUUGGUGAGAAAAUGACUGAGGAAGAAGUGGAGACUCUGUUGGCUGGCCAUGAGGAUGCUAAUGGCUGCAUCAACUAUGAAGCUUUUGUCAGGCACAUCAUGUCUGGGUGAAUGGCAGGCCAUGAGCUGGUCCGAAUGGUGAUGAACGGCUGAUAACUCUGUACCUGCAUUUUUAAGUGCCUUUUUAUUUCAACCUACUUAGAAGCCUCCUUUCUAAAAGAAUUUUCUGUUUAUAUUUAUCAACACACGUGCAGGCCCAAGAAUGGGAAUCCAAUGCAUUGAGUCCAUCUGUAGGGUGAUGGGGAGCUGAGUAGGUAGCAAGAGGGUGAACUGCUAAACCUGGAUACACUGCAGGCUUCUGCAUCUCCUCAGCAGGAAUGAAUGCAGUGGUUCUAAUUGAGGCCCUAAAAUCUUCCUUUCCCUGAAGUAAUCUUGUAGGAAGGCCAAUUUUUGGAGUAAGAAGGAUCGAUGUCUCUGAAGCUCAGUUCAUUGGCUUCUGCUUUGAUUGUGUAUGCACGCUAAUUUUCUGUAUUUCAUUGCUUUCAAAUAAAACCUCACUAUGAA
This is a messenger RNA of Hemiscyllium ocellatum (epaulette shark), 986 nucleotides long. RefSeq names its product myosin light polypeptide 6-like. The record is from RefSeq and is a predicted model, not a curated record. NCBI's taxonomy places the organism in Eukaryota, Metazoa, Chordata, Chondrichthyes, Orectolobiformes, Hemiscylliidae. Bases 78 to 533 code for a protein of 151 amino acids. Gene Ontology annotation, cellular component: myosin II complex. Gene Ontology annotation, molecular function: calcium ion binding; structural constituent of muscle. The transcript has 7 exons.